GGCCCAUCCCCCUCCCCGCCGGCUCCCUGAGGCCCUGCCGGUUCGGGCUGCGGGCGGCCGGGCGUGGACGGCCGGACAGACGGGCACACGCCAGGACUGACCGACGGACGCACGGAGGGCGGCGGGUACGCACGGCCCGGGCCGGCGCUCCGAGGCCCGCCCGGGAGGGCCGGGGCCGCGCUCAGGUCCUGGGAGGAAUGGAGAGGGUUCCUAUUGACUGUCUUUUCUGAGAGUGGUCAUAGAGUUCUUUAAACAGAAUUUUUAUUUGGCUGCUACCUUUAAAUACAAUCCCUAAAAAUGCCAGCUUGUUUGGACUCAGAAGAUGACUUGGAUAAAUGAUUAAAAAUUAAGAAAGAUAUUUUGCUUUGGUCCAGGGGCAGAAGACACUCACUUCUGUCAGGGUGAUCAGUGCAUUGAGGAAUUCACAAUCCUUCACCCACAGAUCUUAAGAGGUUUUCUUACUGUCCACUUGGCAUAGGCUUCUGGAAUAAUAUUCACCAUGGUUUUGGAUGACCUUCCAAAUUUAGAAGACAUCUAUACUUCCUUGUGUUCAUCAACAGUGGAAGACUCAGAGAUGGAUUUUGACUCUGGACUAGAAGAUGAUGACACAAAAAGUGAUAGUAUUUUGGAGGAUUCCACAAUUUUUGUGGCCUUCAAAGGAAAUAUAGAUGAUAAAGACUUCAAAUGGAAAUUGGACACAAUAGUGAAGAAUGUGCCCAAUUUGUUACACAUGGAAUCCAGCAAGCUAAAGGUACAGAAGGUGGAGCCCUGGAACAGCGUGCGUGUGACAUUUAACAUACCCCGGGAAGCAGCUGAGCGGCUACGUAUCCUGGCUCAGAGCAACAACCAGCAGCUUCGGGAUCUGGGGAUUCUCUCCGUUCAGAUUGAAGGGGAAGGUGCUAUCAACCUGGCUUUGGCUCAGAACCGAAGCCAAGAUGUGAGAAUGAAUGGACCCAUGGGAGCCGGAAAUUCAGUUAGGAUGGAGGCAGGAUUUCCCAUGGCAGGUGGUCCAGGAUUAAUAAGGAUGACCAGCCCUGCCACUGUUAUGAUACCCCAAGGUGGAAACAUGUCAUCUUCCAUGAUGGCACCAGGCCCCAAUCCAGAGCUACAGCCCAGGACUCCUCGCCCUGCUUCUCAGUCAGAUGCGAUGGAUCCACUCCUUCCUGGGCUUCAUAUACAGCAGCAAAGUCAUCCCUCAGGAUCUUUAGCUACUCCACACCACCCAAUGCAGCCUGUCCCUGUGAACAGACAGAUGAACCCAGCUAGUUUUCCCCAGUUACAGCAGCAGCAGCAGCAGCAGCAGCAGCAGCAGCAGCAGCAGCAACAACAGCAGCAGCAGCAACAGUUGCAGGCAAGACCCCCACAACAGCAUCAGCAGCAACAACCACAGGGAAUUCGACCCCAGUUUACUACCCCAACUCAGGUGCCUGUUCCUCCAGGCUGGAACCAGCUGCCUUCUGGAGCCCUUCAGCCUCCUCCAGCCCAGGGUUCUCUGGGCACAAUGACUGCAAACCAAGGGUGGAAGAAGGCUCCCUUGCCUGGCCCAAUGCAACAGCAACUCCAGGCAAGACCAUCCUUAGCCACGGUACAGACACCUUCCCACCCUCCCCCUCCAUAUCCCUUUGGCAGCCAGCAAACCUCACAAGCCCAUACAAACUUUCCUCAGAUGAGCAACCCAGGCCAGUUCACAGCUCCUCAAAUGAAAAGCUUGCAGGGAGGGCCCUCCAGGGUCCCAACCCCCCUGCAGCAGCCCCACCUCACCAACAAGUCUCCUGCCUCCUCACCCUCCUCCUUCCAGCAGGGAUCCCCUGCAUCCUCCCCAACGGUUAACCAAACUCAGCAGCAGAUGGGACCAAGGCCACCUCAAAAUAACCCACUUCCCCAGGGAUUUCAGCAGCCCGUCAGCUCUCCAGGUCGGAAUCCUAUGGUUCAACAGGGAAAUGUGCCACCUAACUUCAUGGUGAUGCAGCAGCAACCACCAAACCAGGGGCCACAGAGUUUACAUCCAGGCCUAGGAGGAAUGCCUAAACGCCUCCCACCUGGCUUCUCAGCAGGACAGGCCAAUCCGAAUUUUAUGCAAAGUCAGGUGCCUUCGACCACAGCAUCCACCCCUGGGAAUUCAGGAACCCCUCAGCUGCAAGCAAAUCAAAAUGUCCAGCAUGCAGGUGGUCAAGGAGCUGGUCCUCCUCAAAACCAGAUGCAGGUGUCCCACGGGCCACCAAAUAUGAUGCAGCCCAGCCUCAUGGGAAUUCAUGGCAACAUGAACAACCAGCAGUCUGGUAGUUCUGGGGUUCCUCAGGUGAACCUGGGCAACAUGCAAGGCCAGCCUCAGCAGGGUCCCCCAUCUCAGCUGAUGGGCAUGCACCAGCAGAUUGUGCCCUCCCAGGGCCAGAUGGUCCAGCAACAAGGAACCUUGAACCCUCAGAACCCUAUGAUCCUUUCAAGGGCUCAGCUUAUGCCACAGGGCCAGAUGAUGGUGAACCCUCAGAGCCAAAAUCUUGGGCCUUCGCCCCAAAGGAUGACCCCACCCAAGCAGAUACUUUCCCAGCAGGGCCCACAAAUGAUGGCACCUCAUAACCAGAUGAUGGGGCCUCAAGGGCAAGUUUUGCUCCAGCAGAACCCAAUGAUAGAGCAGAUCAUGACCAAUCAAAUGCAAGGGAAUAAGCAGCAGUUUAACACUCAGAACCAAUCCAACGUCAUGCCGGGACCAGCACAGAUAAUGAGGGGACCAACUCCAAACAUGCAAGGAAACAUGGUGCAGUUUACAGGACAGAUGUCAGGACAAAUGCUGCCGCAGCAAGGGCCUGUAAACAACAGUCCAUCUCAGGUUAUGGGUAUUCAGGGGCAGGUCCUGCGGCCACCAGGGCCUAGCCCACACAUGGCCCAGCAGCAUGGUGAUCCUGCUACUACAGCAAAUAAUGAUGUCAACUUGUCUCAGAUGAUGCCUGAUGUUAGCAUGCAACAAACCAGCAUGGUCCCCCCCCAUGUGCAGGCCAUGCAGGGAAACAGUGCCUCGGGAAACCACUUCUCAGGCCAUGGGAUGCCUUUCAGUGCACCUUUCAGUGGAGCACCCAAUGGAAAUCAGAUGCCCUGUGGUCAGAAUCCGGGCUUCCCGGUCAAUAAGGAUGUCACCUUAACAAGUCCAUUGUUGGUCAACUUAUUGCAGAGUGACAUCUCUGCAGGCCAUUUUGGGGUAAACAAUAAGCAAAAUAAUACCAACGCAAAUAAACCGAAGAAGAAGAAACCCCCUCGGAAGAAGAAAAAUAGUCAACAGGAUAUAAACACGUUAGAUACUCACCCAGCUGGUCUGGAGGAGGCUGAUCAGCAGCCAUUGCCUGGAGAACAAGGAAUUAACUUGGACAACUCAGGCCCUAAACUGCCAGAAUUUUCAAACCGGCCACCAGGUUAUCCUUCUCAACCAGUUGAACAGAGGCCACUUCAGCAGAUGCCUCCUCAACUCAUGCAGCAUGUGGCACCCCCAACACAGCCACCACAGCAGCAGCCACAGCCACAGUUGCCUCAGCAGCAGCAGCAGCCACCAGCUCCCAGUCAGCCACAAUCUCAGCAGCAGCAACAGCAGCAGCAGCAGCAGCAACAAAUGAUGAUGAUGCUCAUGAUGCAGCAGGAUCCCAAAUCAGUUAGGCUUCCAGUCUCCCAAAAUGUCCAUCCCCCGAGGGGCCCCCUGAACCCAGACUCCCAGAGAAUGUCCAUGCAACAGAGUGGCAGUGUGCCUGUCAUGGUCAGUUUGCAAGGACCUGCCUCCGUGCCACCAUCACCUGAUAAACAAAGAAUGCCAAUGCCUGUGAAUACUCCUUUGGGAAGCAAUUCAAGGAAAAUGGUAUACCAAGAGAACCCACAAAAUCCUUCUAGCUCUCCACUGGGAGAGAUAUCCUCACUCCCUGAAGCAAGUGGCAGUGAAGUACCAUCUGUCUCAGGAGGCCCAAAUAACAUGCCUUCACAUUUAGUAGUUUCCCAAAAUCAGUUAAUGAUGGCAGGGCCAAAACCAUCGCCCCUUUCGGCAACUCAAGGUGCAACACCCCAGCAACCCCCUGUAAAUUCCCUGCCCGGCUCUCAUGGCCACCACUUUCCAAAUGUGGCUGCCCCAACCCAGACAUCUAGGCCUAAAACACCAAACAGAGCCAGUCCCAGACCCUAUUAUCCUCAGACACCCAACAACCGCCCUCCCAGCACAGAACCUUCAGAAAUCAGCCUGUCACCAGAAAGACUCAAUGCCUCCAUAGCAGGACUCUUCCCUCCACAGAUUAAUAUUCCUUUACCUCCUAGGCCAAAUUUAAACAGGGGCUUUGAUCAACAGGGCCUAAAUCCAACAACUUUAAAAGCCAUUGGGCAAGCACCUUCAAAUCUUACCAUGAAUAAUGCUUCCAGUUUUGCUGCCCCACAAACUCACAAAUUAGAUUCUGUGGUUGUGAAUCCUGGAAAGCAGUCUAAUUCUGGAGCAACAAAACGGGCAAGUCCAAGCAACAGUCGCAGGUCUAGUCCUGGGUCCAGUAGGAAAACCACCCCAAGUCCUGGGAGGCAAAAUUCUAAAGCCCCUAAACUUACUCUGUCCUCUCAAACAAAUCCAGCACUGUUGCAGAACAUGGAGUUGCCAAGAAAUGUAUUGGUCAGUCCCACUCCUCUGGCCAAUACUCCUGUACCUGGGAGCUUUAAUAACAACAGUGGGCUUAAUCCUCAGCAUCCCACUGUGCCUGUGGCUGCAGUGGGGGGUGUUCUCGAGGAUAACAAGGAGAGCUUGAAUGUGCCUCAGGACAGUGAUUGCCAGAAUUCCCAGGGUAGGAAGGAGCAGGUAAACACUGAACUAAAAGCAAUCCCUGCCCAAGAAGUUAAAAUGGUUGUCCCUGAAGAUCAACCCAAAAAGGACAGGCAACCUUCGGAUCCUAACAAACUUCCCAGUGUUGAAGAGAACAAAAAUUUGGUGUCUCCUGCUAUGAGGGAAGCACCAACAUCCUUAAGUCAACUUCUUGACAACUCUGGAGCUCCUAAUGUGACUAUUAAACCCCCUGGGCUUACAGAUCGGGAAGUAACACCUCCAGUUGUUCCUGGGGAGGACCUCAAAAAAGCAUCUGUCAUUCCCACACUACAGGAUCCGUCUUCUUCUAAAGAACCCUCUAAUUCCCUAAGCUUACCUCACAGUAAUGAGCCGUGUUCAACUCUUGUGCAUCCAGAAUUGGGUGAGGUCAGUUCUAAUGUUGCACCAAGCAUCCCUCCAGUAAUGUCAAGACCUGUCAGCUCUUCCUCCAUUUCUACUCCCUUGCCCCCAAAUCAAAUAACUGUAUUUGUCACUUCCAAUCCCAUCACAACUUCAGCUAACACAUCAGCAGCUCUGCCAACUCACUUACAGUCUGCACUGAUGUCAACAGUCGUCACAAUGCCCAAUGUGGGUAGCAAGGUUAUGGUUUCUGAGGGACAGUCAGCUGCUCAGACUAAUGCCCGGCCUCAGUUCAUUACACCUGUCUUUAUCAACUCAUCCUCAAUAAUUCAGGUUAUGAAAGGGUCACAGCCAAACACAAUUCCUGCAGCCCCACUGACAACCAGUUCUGGCCUGAUGCCUCCCUCAGUUGCAGUCGUUGGCCCUUUACACAUACCUCAGAACAUAAAAUUUUCUUCUGCUUCUGUACCACCUAAUGCCCCCUCCAGCAGUCCUGCUCCAAACAUACAGACAGGUCGACCUGUGGUCCUCAACUCACGAGCCACCCCUGUUCAGCUUCCUUCUCCCCCUUGUACAUCUUCUUCAGUUGUCCCUCCUCAUCCCCCUGUCCAGCAAGUUAAAGAAUUGAAUCCAGAUGAGGCUAGUCCUCAAGUGAGCACCUCAGCAGAUCAGAGCACUCUGCCCUCUUCACAGUCAUCUGCAAUGGUUUCUCCCCUUUUGACCAAUAGUCCAGGUUCCUCUGUCAACCGGCGAAGCCCAGUCUCAUCUAGUAAGGGAAAAGGAAAAGUGGACAAAAUUGGCCAGAUUUUGCUGACCAAGGCGUGUAAGAAAGUUACAGGCUCUCUCGAGAAAGGGGAAGAGCAAUAUGGUGCAGAUGGAGAGACUGAAGUCCAAGGGCUAGAUGCUACAGCCCCAGGGCUCAUGGGAACAGAGCAGUUAUCCUCAGAGCUGGACAAUAAAACCCCAACGCCCCCAGCACCCACUGUACUAAAAAUGACCUCUAGCCCUGUGGGCCCAGGCUCCACCUCAGCAGGACCUAGCUUACCUGGCGGUGCUCUCCCCACCAGUGUACGCUCAAUAGUAACCACUCUGGUACCUUCUGAGCUCAUCUCUGCGGCGCCGACCACAAAAAGCAAUCAUGGUGGCAUAGCAUCAGAGCCACUUGCAGGUGGCCUAGUGGAGGAGAAGGUGGGAUCCCAUCCAGAGCUUCUACCCAGCAUAGCCACUUCACAGAAUUUAGUCCCAAAGGAAACUCCAGCCACAGCACUGCAGGGGUCUGUUGCCAGACCAGAACUCGAGGCAAAUGCUGCCAUAGUCUCUGGACAAAGCAGUGAGCCCAAAGAAAUAGUUGAAAAAUCCAAAACCCCAAGUCGAAGAAACUCCCGAACUGAAGAGCCAACUCUGGCAUCUGAAAAUGUGGAAAACGGACAUCGUAAACGAUCCUCUCGACCUGCUUCAGCCUCCAGCUCUACUAAAGACAUAACCAGCGUGGUGCAAUCCAAGCGAAGAAAAUCCAAGUAAACAAGCUGAACAGCGACUUGAUACUUGUAAAUGUGUGUGAAUUUUACAAAGAACAAUUUUGAGCUGUGACUUUUAAAAAUCCAUUUCUGUACAGUUAGUCAUUUUAAUAAUGUGGCCCUUUUCCUAGUCCCUCCAACUUGUAAAGUGCAAUGAAGAAAGCAGGGUUGUUGAGCCCUUUUGAUGUUGCGAGAUAAAGUUCAAGGUUUCUAAAAUGUUGCCAUGUAUUGAGAAGAGCUAAUGCCAUUAUAAAUGUAAUUAGUUUUCACAUUUCCUAAGCAGCCUAGAGUACAGGAUGAGAGCAUUUUUAGAUCUUUUAAUGAUGUAUUGUGCUGUGAAAGUACUGUGUGUGAAUAGCAGUAGUGGAGGCAAAAGCAAUCUUCUCAUUUGGAAAUGUUGUAAAUAAUUUUAUUAUAUAGUGUUUUGAAUGUAUUUGUUGUAGAAAUGGACCAGUAAAUAAAGAGAAUCUAAGGGUUUGUACAA
Cynocephalus volans (Philippine flying lemur) is the source of this 7171-nucleotide messenger RNA. RefSeq names its product nuclear receptor coactivator 6 (gene NCOA6). The transcript is spliced from 17 exons. NCBI's taxonomy places the organism in Eukaryota, Metazoa, Chordata, Mammalia, Dermoptera, Cynocephalidae. Gene Ontology annotation, biological process: positive regulation of transcription by RNA polymerase II. Gene Ontology annotation, cellular component: transcription regulator complex; nucleus; histone methyltransferase complex. The coding region runs from base 500 to 6691 and encodes 2063 amino acids. The record is from RefSeq and is a predicted model, not a curated record.